Messenger RNA from Triticum aestivum (bread wheat), 1524 nucleotides. RefSeq names its product transcription termination factor MTERF8, chloroplastic. The transcript has a single exon. The record is from RefSeq and is a predicted model, not a curated record. NCBI's taxonomy places the organism in Eukaryota, Viridiplantae, Streptophyta, Magnoliopsida, Poales, Poaceae. The coding region runs from base 32 to 1363 and encodes 443 amino acids. Gene Ontology annotation, biological process: regulation of DNA-templated transcription. Gene Ontology annotation, molecular function: double-stranded DNA binding.
AACAACAUGAAAUGGCCCACUCAACGAUCGCAUGAGCCCAAGAUGGCAUAGUCCAAACGACGGAUUGGGCCCAGCAGAAACGCGAGCCAUACGCGAACAUAACUGUACGGGCACGGCCUGUUACGGCAGGCAAGCAGACGAGACGCAGCUGCAACCUACCCCAAAUCCCUCCGCCAUCGCCGCCGCCGCCGCCACCGCUGCCGGCGCCAUGCUCCGCCUCCGGAGCUGCAUCGUCUCCCACCUCCUCUCCUCUCCGGCCGCCUUCCGUGUCUCUUCGCCCCACCGCCUCCUCUCCGCCGCCGCGGCCCCCAUUUCCCCGAGCCAGCGCUUCGCCGUGGAGGACUACCUCGUCUCCACCUGCGGCCUCACCCGAGCCCAGGCGCUCAAGGCCUCCACGAAGCUCUCCCACCUCAAGUCCCCCGCCAACCCCGACGCCGUGCUCGCCUUCCUCGCCGGCCUCGGCCUCUCCGGCGCCGACAUCGCCGCCGCCGUCGCCAAGGACCCGCGGCUGCUCUGCGCGGGCGUGGACAGGACCCUGGCCUCCAACGUCGUCGGGCUCACCGGCCUCGGCCUGUCCGGCUCCGACGUCGCGCUCCUCGCCACCAUCGCCGGCGAGCCCUUCCGGUUCAAGUCCGUCGUCCCCAAGCUGCAGUACUACCUGCCCCUCUUCGGCUCCUCCGAGAACUUCCUCCGGGCCCUCAGGAAGAGCUCCCACCUGCUCACGUCCAACCGCGACAGGGUCGUCGAGCCCAACGUCGCGCUCCUGCGGGAGUGCGGGCUAGCUGCUUGCGAUAUUGCCAAGCUGUGUAUGGUCGUGCCAAGGAUCCUCACCGCAAAUCCAGAGCUUGUCCGGGAGAUGGUGGCAUGCGCUGAAGCUCUAGGCGUGCCCCGCGGCUCUGGGAUGUUUAGGCAAGCGCUGCAGGCUGUCUCGUUCAAAAGCAAGGAGAAGAUCGCCGCCAAAGCGAGCUACUUGAAGAAGAUAUUCAGGUGGUCUGAUGCUCAAGUGAGCCAUGCUGUGUGUAAGGCUCCGAUUGUGCUGAGGAAGUCAAACAGCUCGCUGCAGCAAAGGUCCGAGUUCUUCCUCUCCGAGAUGGGGCUGGAACCGGCGUACGUUGCUCAUCGCCCGGCAUUGCUCUCUUACAGCAUGGAGGGCCGACUCAGGCCCAGGUACUAUGUUAUCAAGUUCCUUAAGGCAAAUGGAUUGCUAGGUCAGUACCGGGACUACUAUAAUAUAGUCAUGCUGAGCGACAAAGUAUUUAUGGAGAGGUUCAUAUGCCCUCACAAGAAGGCUGCACCACACCUCGCUAAAGACUAUGCAACUGCUUGCAAAGGGGAAGUGCCAGCUAAUUUCAGAUUUACAUGAACCAAGAAAAGGCUAUGGAAAAUUUGUAACAUGUGUAUGGCGCGACAAAGUUUUCACUCUGCAUUGUAUGCUGGUAACUCUUGUCUCAGUACUCAUUGCCUAACUUGAUGUUGGCUAUAUUUGAUAGUAUAUCCAUGACAUGCCAGUUUCGUCAUUGCUAA